This is a messenger RNA of Penicillium maclennaniae, 516 nucleotides long. RefSeq lists its product as uncharacterized. The transcript has a single exon. Lineage: Eukaryota; Fungi; Ascomycota; Eurotiomycetes; Eurotiales; Aspergillaceae. Bases 1 to 516 code for a protein of 171 amino acids. The record is from RefSeq and is a predicted model, not a curated record.
AUGGCUCAACCGAAAUCAUCCAAGGGGGUUCCUCCCAAGGCCACUAAAUCGAAGAAGCAAGAUGAACUGACGGAAAAGCUUCGAAAAGUUGAAGACGCCGCUAAUAACGGGACAAUACCUAGUGCAGUAGUUAAGAGCCUGAAUAGGCAGGUCAACCUUUCGAAAACAGUCAAUGGCAAGCCAGCGGUAGAUCCACACUCGAAACCCCCCUUCGAACUCCCAGAGGGACAAUCUGUACCCGAAAGUUCCAGCGGCAAUAGUGCUAUCGAGCCUCAUAAUACACCAAUGGGAGAGGCUACUAACGAAGACAAAUCACAGCCAGCCGCUGCGAAUUCCGGCGGCCAUAGCUCUGUCGAGCCCACUGACACGCCUAUGGCAGAGGCUUCUAACAAGGAUACAUCGGAGCCACCCGUGAACGCUAUGCCUAGCUCUGUGGGUGAAAGUGCGAAAGAAGAAGACGGCAUACUCGUUAGCUUUCAGAAACUAUCGAUUGGAGGCAGCCAAUUUGGAGGAUAG